Messenger RNA from Notothenia coriiceps (black rockcod), 2810 nucleotides. RefSeq lists its product as uncharacterized. The record is from RefSeq and is a predicted model, not a curated record. The transcript has 5 exons. Lineage: Eukaryota; Metazoa; Chordata; Actinopteri; Perciformes; Nototheniidae. Bases 125 to 1390 code for a protein of 421 amino acids.
UGUACUGUAACGCCUUCUCUCUGUCAGUGAAUGCAUUCACAAUGAAAGGACGUUUGGCUUGACAUUGAAGCAGAAUUCAGCUGCUGGCUCGUUAUUAUAGUAGCCUACAAUUCCUGUUCGCGGUAUGGACGGGUUGCAGGCAGAAAACGGAGGAGUUGGCGGCAUCGGGGAGAACGCUGAGGAGAGGUAUCGCGCUCUCGCCUAUGACACCGCUCUGAGCACUUUGGUGGCGGUGGCCGUUUACGUGGUGGUGAAAGUGAGCCUCGACGGCUUCAGACAGUGGCGGGCCAGGGUCUCGGUGCUCAUUGUGGGCUCGGGUCCCGUGGGUCUGACGGCCGCGCUGGUCGCUGUCCGCUCCGGGAAGGUGCUGAAAUUGACCGUGCUGGAUGAGAGGUACCGGGCUGCCCUGCUCUGCCGGCCCCAGCAGAUCGCCCUGGAUCCCCGGAGUGUGAAGUUUCUGCUGGGACUCGGGGUGGACUUUGAUAACAUGGAGGGCUGUUGGCACAACGAGCACUUCUUCACCAGGAUAGGCGUGUUUCAGGAGUACCUGCUGAGCAUCCUGGAGCAGAAGAAACAGAUGGUGGACGUCAAGGUGCUGCUGGGUAACAAGUUUACAGAGGAAUACCUGCGGCGAAUCCCGCGGAACGAGUGGCCGCGUGUGAUUGUGGUGGCUGAUGGGUCGUGUGGCGACUCCUGCUCAGUGCUGGGCAUCAGCUCUGACUACACUGUGGAGACCUGCCAUGCCUAUGGAGCUAAUGCAACCAUAGAGAGACUAGACCAGAGGCAGGUACCAACACCUGAGAUCCGUGCCCACAGCCUCUACUUCGACCUGUCGGCUUACGGGAUGGAGGCCCUCCGAGAGCACCGAAAUCCAACAGCCAAACCCGGCUUCCAUCUGAAGAUCUACGGCACCUUCAGAAACCGGUACAUGGCCCUCGUGUGCCCCGCCUCCGACACCAAGAUGGUCCGCUUCCUCAGGCACACGGCCAACUCCUCUAUCAUGAAGAACAUUUUCCACCAGUCCUUCAAUGUGUAUAAGACAGACAUAGAGCCCCGUCUCAAUGACGUGACUCUCCACCACAUGCAGUGCAGCCGCCGUCUAUUUGAGAUUCAGCUAUCCCACAGACGAAUCAGCGCUGCCUACAUAGAGGGGAACAAUGUGGCGGUCACUGUGGAGGGGGAGGCAGCACGCGUCCUUAACUUCGACACAGGUUGUGGGGUGAAUCUAGGUAUGCGGGGUCUGGAGUCAAUGGGGACGUUUAUUUACCGGACAGCCACUGCUGUAGACCAGAAUGAUGUUCUCGAGGCUCUGUCGGCUAAGAUGCAGCACUCCAGACAGGUGGCUGAGACCUUCAAGCAGACUGGCCUGGCUCAAUCAAUGUAUGAAUGAAACACCAGGAAGUGAAUGCAUUGCCACCUAGUGGUGGAUUACUUCUGUUCACCAUGUAUCAUGAGUCUGAUGCUGAAAUGGACCACUAAUAGCUACAUACUGAUGGAGCUGAACCAGCAUGAGCUGUCAACAGAUGGAUGAUGGAUGUAAACAUGCAACCAUAUGUUUUUGUAGGUGGAUGUUUGUCUAUUGAUGGAGCGAGAAUAGCCAAGGCCACAUUUGGAUCAGUGUUAAGGUUGUAAAGCUUGUUAAUACUGUGCAUCAAACUAUGUCAGAAAAGAAAAGAAAAGAACAUUUUGGUGUUGUAAUGAAAAUAUCCCUGUAAAGUUUGAGAUUUUAAGAGAAAGAAAUCUAGUCCUAAGAUAUUAGGAGUAGUUGGAGUAAAUGAAAACUACUUUUCAUCACUGUCAUCUUCUCUUUCAAAAGAGAAGGAACUGACAUGAUUUAAAAUAUUAAGCUCAUUGUGCUUUCUGGACACCAAUUGUACUAGUAGAAAUAAGUAUGAGCCAUAACAUCAUCAGCUAGCACUGAAUAAUGUUCAACGGUUAUUGUCCAGAGGAAUCGGAUCAGAAGUCCAAAGUGUUACUAUACAUACGUACGUUCGUCCUCGUGUUUGUUGGAUAUGUGAUAACUGUGGCGAUGAAGUCCUAAAGUAUUUGCUAGAGUGGCCUAUGUUUGUAUGCAGCCUUGUAAAUGUAGAUGUUUGCCUUAUUUGAAAAUAGUGCUGAGAUCAUACUACAAGCCAAUUGUGAUAUCACACAUGUAUUUUUAUCUGGUGUAACAUGUUACUCUUUUUAUAUUUUGAUCCAGGUGAUCUAAAAGAGUUAAAGUGCCAAUAAAGAUAAUGAUUUGGCAGGAGUGAUAUGGAGGGUCCUCAAUUUAAAAGCAACUUCAAGUUAGUUGCUCGUCAGGGCUGAUAUAUAUUUUUAUUCUGUAAAUAAAGAUAAUAAAAUGAAGGCUUAUACAACAGACUUAACUGUUCUAUUCUGUCCAUUAUCAAGUUUUUUAGCAUUCUGUUGAAAAACUUGGAAACAUUUUUGUGAACUGCAACCUAUUAAGAUGAUACAGUAGUCAGGUAGGCUGAUAUGAGGCAGUAUUGUCCUCUAGUGGUGUAUUCCUUCAGUUGCAUCUGCUCAGCCCGAAAUUACAAGACCUCUCACUCCUGUUUGUAUAAUUAUUUAAGGUAUAGACAGUGCUGCAAAAAUGGGGGCCUAAGCGACAUUUUGUCAUGAGGCCCCCUGUGCAGAUAUUUAGACAACGCCCAUAGGCGAUGCCUACAUAUCUUUGAACUUGUUUAAGAGUUAUAUAUUGUAAUUUUAUGUGAUCCAUCGUCCAUGUCGUAUCUCUCGUAUCUUGUCGUAAUUGAAAAUGUCACUGCAAUAUCACAUGCAGAAAGUUGUUCCAUUCCCCCUAUAUGAAU